AAGUUAGCCACGGUAAGUAAAAGUGCUUCCGGUAGCGCUUCUUCAAAAUAAAAGUUGCGACACUUUUAUCCAGGUUAUGAUGCUUCUGCAGCAGAAUGUCGCCUUUGAAUGUUAUAUCAUACAGUUUAGUAUAUCAUUGGAUUAUUAUUACUGAUACCUUAACAUGUAGGCAGUAUUUUCAUGUUAGUUUAAUCCUUGAAUCUUGUACAUUCUGUUCUGCUACACACUUUUUUUUUUAAAGAUAACUUUUAUGUAAUGUAUAGGUUAUUGUUUGGUCUGAUUCUACCAUAAAUUAUAUUUUAACAGUGGGCUGUUGCUAAAAUUAGGUCACGUUUGUUGUAGGUCAAGCUUAAGAACUUUUAUUUUGAAGGUUAACCACCAAGUUGCAGCAGAACCGGAUGUUACUCUUUGAGCAAUACGGUGUCGUAACGUGAGUAGAAACAGCGGAGUCGGUUUGUUGUGCUGAGGAAGUGUGUGUGAGCUCCAACAGCACUGAUCCAUCAGAGCCUCUGUAUGUCCGGAUAAAGCUGUCUGAAUCUGAAUGGACUUUGUGCUGCUCACCUUCUUCCUGAAUGUUUUACCUCAUCUCCCGGUAGCUAAAAAAUUAUCAACGCUAGCUUAGCAUGCUAGCUGGUUAGCAACACAGUUAGAAGGAGAGCAAACGGUGUUUUUGACGGAGGAAAAGUUUCUGUCAUUGUGUGAAAAUGUGUAAAGUCCAAAUGCUGAGAGCGUUGGUGGAGCAGCGACUAACUGCGGCUGCUGAAGAGAUAUUUGGGCUGUUUGAAAGAACGAUAGCAGAGUACGAGGAGGAACUUUGUCGUUCAAAAGAGAAGAACGAGCGACAACAGAAACUACUGGACGCUGUUUUCAGCCCUCAGCUUCGGUUACACAGAGCAGAGCUCCCACAGCAACAUGUCUGUAAGGAGGAGGAGGUUCUCUCUGACCAGGAGCUCAACAUGCCAGUUAUAACCUCUGUGGUAUCAGAAGCAAACAGUGACCACCAGCUCCUCUUUCACAACUCUCAUGAAGCUGAGAGCCACGAUCAGAAAGGAGGCAAGCAUGGAGACUCAGGAUCAACUGGAAAUGCAGAGCCAGAACCAAAGAAGAGACAACAGCUCCCACAGCAACAUGUCUGUAAGGAGGAGGAGGUUCUCUCUGACCAGCACCUCUGUAUUCAGGAGAGGAACUCCAGUCUGGACCCAGAGCCUCCACAGAUUAAAGAGGAAAAGGAGGAAUUGUGCACCAGUCAGAAGGGAGAGCAGCUUGUACUGAAGCAGGAGACUGAUACCUUUAUGUUGACUCCAACUUAUGAGGAAAGUGACCACAGUGAAGGUCAGACUCUGAACUUCAAUCCUGAUGAUGACACUCUAAGUGCAGCAGAGAAAGAGUCUUUAGCCAGCAUGCCAGUUAUAACCUCUGUGGUAUCAGAAGCAAACAGUGACCACCAGCUCCUCUUUCACAACUCUAAUGAAGCUGAGAGCCAAGAUCAGAAAGGAGGCAACUAUGACUCAGGAUCAACUAGACAUGCAGAGCCAGAACCAAAGAAGAGACGAUGCAAGAGCAGAAGUAACAGUGACAACGUAGACAACACUAACAUGUCAGAGAUUCACCCUAAUACUCAAACAGAUGUCCAGCAGCUGUCGGUGGUUAAAGCAGAGGUUCCCCCUGAGCAGCAGGAGUGGAGCUCCAGUCUGGACCAGAAGGACCCAGAGCCCCCCCCAUACAUUAAAGAGGAACAGGAGGAACUCAGGACCAGUCAGGAGGGAGAGCAGCUUCAAGAGCUGGAGGAGGCUGAUAUCAAGUUCCCGUUCACUCCUGUCCCUGUGAAGAGUGACGAAGAUGAUGAAGAGAAAGCUCAGUCCUCACAGCUUCAUGAAAGCCAAACUGAGGAGAACAGAGAGGCAGAGAGAGCAGAAGUUGAUGGAGAGGACUGUGGAGGACCAGAACCAGCCAAGAACUCAGAUCCAGAUAGUCCUUUACAACCAGCUACUCAUGACAAGACUUCAGACUCCUCUGAAUCUCAGACUGAUGCCAGCGGUGAUUUGGAGGAGACUAGGGAACCUCAGUCAGGUUUAAACCCUUUGCAAAAUAAUGAAGUAGCUGUAAGUGAUGUGGAAUGUAAUACUGGAAACACAUCAGUUAGCUCCUCUGAAUGUGCUGGAAGCGUUGGCCGCAAAAAACAUCUGCAGAAACCCUCUGGAGUCCAAACAGGAGUGAAACCAUUUAGUUGCUCAGUUUGUGGUAAAAGAUUCCCUCUGAAGAAAACCUUAACCAGUCACAUGAAACUUCACUCAGAAGAAAAUAGUUCAACCUGCUCAGUUUGUAAAGCAAGUUUCUUUAAGCCUAGCAAUUUAGUUGUACACAUGAGAAUCCACACAGGUGAAAAACCAUUAAGUUGUUCAGUUUGUAAAAAAACAUUUGCAGACCCUAGCAAUCUGAAACGACAUCUGGUUGUCCACACAGGGGAGAAAUCUUUUAGUUGUUCAGUUUGUGAUAAAAGAUUUAAACGAAAGUCAGAUGUGAAACGACACUUGGCUGUCCACGCAAAGAAGAAACCAUUUAGUUGUUCAGUUUGCGAUAAAAGAUUCUCUCUUAAGAAGACUUUAACAAACCACAUGAAACUUCAUUCAGAAGGGAAAUGUUUAACCUGCUCGGUUUGUAAAGCAAUUUUUGGUCAGCGCAGCUAUUUGGUUAAACACAUGAGAAUCCACACGGGGGAAAAACCAUUUAGUUGUUCAGUUUGUGAUAAAACAUUUACACAGCAAACCCAUCUAAGACGACACUUGGCUGUCCACACGGGGGAGAGACCAUUUAGUUGUUCAGUUUGUGGUAAAAGAUUCGCACUAAAGCAAACUCUGAGACAACAUUUGACUGUCCACACGGGUGAAAAGCCAUUUAGUUGCUCAGUUUGUAGUAAAAGAUUUACACAAAAGCAAACUCUGAGAGAACACUUGGCUGUCCACAGGGGGGAAAAACCAUUUAGUUGUUCAGUUUGUGAUAGAAGAUUUGCACGAAGGCAACAUCUGAAACGACACAUGGUCGUCCACAGAAGUGCUGAAUCUGAGUUCCCUUGAAUUGCAUCUCUGUUUUCAUCCACUUUCCUCCCUUCCUCCCAGCUUAGUCUGUCCCACCGAGGAAGCAUGGGAGAGACGGAUGAGACAUCCUUUCCUCUGAAGCAGUUAGCAACGUCUUUCAGCUGCAUGGCUUUCGGGAAGGCUGCUCUCGUGUAUCCUCGCUCAUAGCUCCUCAGAGGUACCUCCUGCAUCUUGGAGUAUCCUCACUCAUAGCUCCUCAGAGGUCCCUCCUCCAUCCUAGCUCCUCAAGGCAGGAAUAACAGCUUUGAGACGGCCUUCACGAAGGAGGGCCAGAACAACUUCCAGUUCAAGGACCGAGGAGCAAUCAAAUAAGGGAACUGUUGUUGCUCAGUUGGUAGGAAAAGAUUCUUUCUGAAGAAGACCUUAACAACUCUCAUGAAUCUUCAUUCAGAAGAAAGUUUUUUUUUGUUUUUUUUUAACCUGCUCAAACAAUAUUCAGUACCAGUACCGAUUUGAUUAGACUAGGGCUGUCAAACGAUAAAUAUUUUCUUAAUUGCGAUUAAUCGCUGAAUUUCUAUAGUUAAUCACGAUUAAUAAAAAUUCUAUUAUUUUGCAUU
This is a messenger RNA of Perca fluviatilis (European perch), 3652 nucleotides long. Its product is annotated as zinc finger protein 436-like. NCBI's taxonomy places the organism in Eukaryota, Metazoa, Chordata, Actinopteri, Perciformes, Percidae. Gene Ontology annotation, molecular function: RNA polymerase II transcription regulatory region sequence-specific DNA binding; DNA-binding transcription factor activity, RNA polymerase II-specific. Bases 705 to 3074 code for a protein of 789 amino acids. The transcript is spliced from 4 exons. The record is from RefSeq and is a predicted model, not a curated record. Gene Ontology annotation, biological process: regulation of transcription by RNA polymerase II. Gene Ontology annotation, cellular component: nucleus.